Penicillium canescens is the source of this 1215-nucleotide messenger RNA. RefSeq lists its product as uncharacterized. The coding region runs from base 1 to 1215 and encodes 404 amino acids. The transcript has a single exon. Lineage: Eukaryota; Fungi; Ascomycota; Eurotiomycetes; Eurotiales; Aspergillaceae. The record is from RefSeq and is a predicted model, not a curated record.
AUGAUAUCGCCCGCUACGUUGAGCGUGCGUCUAGCUCCCUUCAAGGAGUAUAUGUUCAAACGGGUCCCUUGUGUCGAUUUUACGAGCGCAAAUUUUGCCAGCCUCGGUUCUAUCAUAGUCCCAAAUUCAACGGCGCAGACUUACUGGAUUACUGGAUACAACGGUCCUACGCCAGAAACUCAAAGAGUUGUCAAUAGUGUCGCGACACAGGGUACAAUCUUGCCAAUAGAGCCUCCAGCGGUCAAUUCCUCGUGGUCAGUGGAAUUUUAUGGACCUACUAUUGUCUGUGACCACGUGAACCACACCCUUGCCGAUUAUAUCACUCAAAAUGUUGCUCAAGCUAUCAACGGAUCCAAGAUGAUUACAGAGGCAGGAACACCGACCUUCAGGAUGUACGACUAUCUUUCUUGGGCACCAGAGUCAGAAGAUCCGAUUGAUUCCACUCCUUUCCGUCAGGUUCAGGGAAAUGGGAGUGAUACGUACACGCAACGGUUGGUUCAACUUGGUCCCCUGCUCAAGGAUCCGGACAAUCCAUUCGUAAGGGUCUUGACUCCAGCAAAGCCUUUCAUUGACGGGCCACCCCUGUCUCUGUUUGUUGCCGUCUUUCCGCAUGCUUUGGAAUAUACCGAGUAUAAUAAAGUUGUGGAGAAUGUGGACAGCAUUGUACAGAAAUCAACGAUUCUCCGUUGUCUGCUCCACAAUGCGUCAUACCAGGCCGAUCUCACCUACGUCAAUAGAGACCAGACAGUCAACGUGACAGACCGGACAGUCCUCAACGGCGUUAGCUUCAUUGAGGGUGUUGCCAACACCGACUUCGAUAAGCGUAUAUUUUCAAAUAUUUCGUUUAUACACAACCCUCAGCUCAUGGAGUCUCUGUCUUAUCAAUCUAUAAUGGAUGCAUUCGGUACUCUACUAGUUGGAUCGAUCAGUACCGAGAUAGCUGUAGUUAUAAACCGGAAAGGCAGUCACAACACAAGCCUUUCAAACACAGACAGCCCGAACACCACUAUCGCAUCAACGACAUUGAUGGAUACGGAAGAGAUGAGAUUCAUUCAAUCUGCCACAAGCUUGGGUCCUAAAAGUCCAUUUGUGGAUUACUGGAACGGGAGAUCUGUCAGCUCGUCCAGUGAUUCUUCUCUUCUAUUAUCCAAAGCCCUUGAAGAACUUUUCCAGAACAUCACGUUUUCGCUUAUGAGCUCCAAAAUGUUCCAGUAA